Cooperia oncophora is the source of this 510-nucleotide messenger RNA. The record is from the annotation of a GenBank genome assembly. NCBI's taxonomy places the organism in Eukaryota, Metazoa, Nematoda, Chromadorea, Rhabditida, Trichostrongylidae.
AUGUCCAGUCCACCAGCGUCUGUUCAUCAGUCAGAAAGAAGCCACAGCUCUAAACACAAGGAGGCGAGCUCACGUCAACAUAACCAGCGUCGACAGCAUCAGGAACAUCCCAGCACUUCUGUACCGCACAGCCGCUCACCGUCUUCAGUCGCCUUAUCCCCGUCAUCGCGGACGAACACACCCACAGCCAUUCGUGUUCGCACAAAGAUAGGGCAGCGUCGACAGCAUCAGGAACAUCCCAGCACUUCUGUACCGCACAGCCGCUCACCGUCUUCAGUCGCCUUAUCCCCGUCAUCGCGGACGAACACACCCACAGCCAUUCGUGUUCGCACAAAGAUAGGGCAGCUCGGAGAUCCACAGCCCGAUCCGAGGGCUGUGUCCCCAGCACCAGGCCAUACAAAGCGGAUGAUACGUAGUAUGAAUGAAUCCACUCAACGUUUAGAUCCUCACCAGAAUAGUUUCCAACCGAUUCGUGAUCGUAGACUAAGCCCUGGCUCACAGUACCUUUGA